Messenger RNA from Adineta ricciae, 3084 nucleotides. NCBI's taxonomy places the organism in Eukaryota, Metazoa, Rotifera, Eurotatoria, Adinetida, Adinetidae. The record is from the annotation of a GenBank genome assembly.
AUGAUCUUAACAAAUAUAUCAUUAGCAUCUAAUAUGAAUAUUGAAAUGAGUGAUAUUCUGAAUCCACCGCAAAUGCAACUAUUAAAAGCAUACAAAAACAUUUACAAUUAUGAAACAUCUUUGUCUUUCUUUUUAUCAUUAGGCAUGAUGUCUCAUUUCUCCCAGAAUUCUUAUUACACUUAUUUCAGUUCUUCCGAUCCAUGUCCUGUCCAAUUGUAUUUAUGGUUGUUGGGGCCAAGUGAUGUAGUGAUGCCUCAUGGAGUUUUGCAGUACUUUGGAAUCCUACGGAAUUCUUUAAAGUUUCAAAGCAGUGGUAAAACUUAUGCGUUUAAACAAGUGGAUAAAGCAAUCAGCAAAACAGAGAAACUUUUUCCACUUACAUAUUUGAAACCUGUCAUCGUAAAUGGUGCACCAACAGAAACAAACAUGUCAUCAAUUGUAACGCAUACCAAUCAUAUUGGGUUACGUAAUCAUUUAUCGUCUAAUAGUAAAAUAUUGUUAAAUGAUGAUGCUGAUGUUAUCGCCGAGCAAUACGGAAUCUACAAUGUGAAUGAUCCGACCAAAGAACACGAUAGGAACUUAUUAUUAGUUGGACAUGAUGGAUUUGAUAAUUCACUAAGAACUACUGGAUCAACAUGUGUUGAAAUUAAAGAUAAACGCUUAACAAUCUUGAUUGCUACAACAGGUGGUAAAUUAAUGAAAAAUAUGAGAAAUUGGUUAAAUUGCACCGGUUUUGAUGGAUCUCACAAUCGGUUUCUUUACAUGUGCAUACCUAAGGUCUUGUGUUCAAGACCUCAACAUUUUCAAAUCAAUAAUGAUCUGAAGAAGAGUCCAUCUUUUACUCACUUAUGUGUGAUUUCGCAUCUCUUUGGGUCAGUCAGAUAUGUGUUUGAGAUGUCGGAAGCGGAGCGAAUGAAAUUUGCGGGUGUAACAUCCAAUCAAGUACCAUCAUCACAAAAUAUUGACGAUCAAACACAAGCACCCAGCUCCGCUAUGUUUACCAUUUGGAAUCUUAUUGCUGAUUUAGUCGACAAUCACAAUAUGAAACAAAAUCAGCAACAACAAAUAACGGACUUUUAUGCCAAGGCGAAAGCAAUAGUUCCUCGCUUGGCUUGCUUAGUUCAAUUAUUUUUAAAUUGUAUGCAUAUACUUGAGCAGGUGAAAGAUUUUGUUGCUUUUAGUGAAGGUGACAACCCGAAUUCUUUCAUUAACGAAAGUUUUAUAAGAACUGUCGAAGAAAUUAUUAAAAAGGAUUAUUACAAGUACGAUAAAACUUACCUGUUAAGCAUGGAAGAUGAAAAAGUAGUAACAGAUCCAAUGAUUAUUGUUAGUAAAGAUGCAGUAUUAAUUGGAUGGGAAUUGUAUGAAUAUUAUCUUCGAAUUGUUACAAAACUAUUCACGAUUGAUUACACUUCUCCAACUAAUUUGAUUUCAUUACCACCUUCCGUUUCAGCUCGACAAAAGUCACUUAAAGAAUUGAUAAUGUACCUGGACUUUAACAUAUUUCCGACAUCAGCGAUAAGUGUGAAGCAUCCUAUCACCGGCGAAACUGGAAUUAUCAAAAAUAGACCAGCUUUGGGAGAACGUGCGAUUAACGAGCUGAUGCAAGAUAAUUUAUUGAAAUACAAUUACUUUUUGACCAAUAUUCGAGGACACAAUGUCAAAGCGUAUAUGAAAAUACCACCACCAUCAACAAAUGAUCCAAUGCGAAAAGAAUUCGUUGCUAAGAUGUUGAAACAUGGUAUAAACAUCGAUGAAUAUUGUACGAUAUACGAAAAGUGUUCCAUUCCACCGAAUAAUAGUCUUUCCAAGAUGACAUUAAAAAUCUUUGCAGGUAGUUCAUGUUUAGUUAAUCAAUAUGCGAAGUAUCGAGAUGCAUUGACCAAUAUAAUACAAAGUCAUAUUGCUAAUUCGAUUAUUCAUGAAGUCGGUACUGGAAGUUUUAUUGUCCAAGAUCCAGAUGCAUUUGAUGUUCAAUUUCAUGAUAUUGAGAAUUGGACUGUAGGUACUUGUACGCAGCAAACAAAUAAUCGAAAUCAACCAACUACAACGGCAUUUUGUGCACCAGCAUCUAAAGCAACAGGUCAAACUAUAACACCAAUUCAAGUUAACAUACACCAGAAUAUUGUUGCAGAGAGUUCCGUGCCACAGCAUGAUUGUUACAUUGAGGCAUUGAGUAGUCAACCCGAUAUACCUAUGACUCAAGAAUCUGCACUUGAAAAUAAUCAUUCUUCAGAAAGGAUUGAUAAUUUAUCAGCAAUGUCUUUUGAACAAAUUGAUAAUAUUGAAUCCAACAGUUCACAUACAUUAACAUCACCAACAGUUAAAGAAAUUACAAAUACUUGCGAUGCCAAACAUGAGCUUGCAGUGAAAAAAGUCAUGAAAAAUAUAAUGACUUGGAAAUCUGUCGUAUAUACGAAAACUGAUCUUACUCAAAUUUGUAACAAACCACAACUGAGGUUGGAUGCAGUAAAACGUUUGAUUGAUUCAAAGCUACUGACAUAUGGAGAUCAGUUCUGGAUUGAACCAAGUCGUUCAAAAAAAGUAUCAGAGAAAAACAAAAAACCUAUAUUGAGAGAAGGAUGGAUUAAAAGUGCUCCAUUGACCAACACUGAUGCAGCUAGACUUGAAUUCAUCCAAUUGUUACAGAAAGAGGUUAACCUAACGUAUGAAGAAUAUCUCAAAUGCUUUUAUCCUCACCAACAAGACAAUGUUUUUACCGCUAAUAAUUGGACUUUGUCAGAAACGUUUAUUGAGAAGAUGGGAUCAAAUUUCUUCUAUAAGGAACAUGUACGAUGGAAUAAAGAACAAUUUCGUCCAUGUGAUAUGAUAAUUGACGAGAGAAAUAUUGAAAGUGGGGUGUCAACAUCGAUUCCACAACGUUCACCAAUAAAAGACUAUACAGAAAAGACAACAAAUAACAACACAAAAGAUGCUGAAAAACAAAAUCAACACGCCGAGGAGAAUGAAGUAAUACAUACUAGAUCACAACUACAUCGUCGUAAAAGGCAGGCCGAAACUGAUGAAAACUAUGGUGUACAUCCGCAAACACGAACGCAAACUAAGAAAUUAAGAAAAAAUUAA